Molecule: messenger RNA, 1447 nt
Organism: Geodia barretti
Lineage: Eukaryota; Metazoa; Porifera; Demospongiae; Tetractinellida; Geodiidae
Source: the annotation of a GenBank genome assembly
AAGUUUCCGCAAAAGCGUGCAGGCACUUCCGCUGGGUGCCUUUUUACAGCUGACGAGACGGAGAGGCAGUCUGGAGGCCCUGGCGUUUCUUCUCCAGCAACACUGAGCCGUAGUGAAGCUCAUCGUUUGCAAUUCUGCUCAAAAAACGAUUCAGGUUGUUGUGCGAGGACCUAGAAGAGUGAAAACUAUGCUCCGAUCAGUUUCCCGCGCAUUCACGCGUUUUUUGACGGCGCGGGCUGCCAUUAGCAGUUCGCCUUCAAUUGCAGCAGCAAGGACCCACACCACUAGCCCUGCGAGUCCGCAGACCGGGAUCCUGAUGUUGAACAUGGGAGGACCUCAGACUCUGGAUGAAGUCCACGACUAUCUCCUGAGAAUAUUCAGUGACAGGGACAUCAUGCAACUCCCUGCUCAAAACCAACUUGGUCCCCUGAUUGCUAGGAGAAGAACUCCCGUCCUCAGGAAACAUUACGAGGAAAUUGGAGGGGGUUCCCCCAUAAAGAAAUGGACGGACAUCCAGGGACAAGGUCUGGUGAAAGUCCUCGACGAAAUCAGUCCGGAAACUUCUCCUCAUAAGUACUACAUCGGAUUCAGAUACGCCCAUCCACUGACUGAGGACGCCCUCGACCAAAUGAUCAGUGAUGGAAUCGGGAGAGCUGUGGCCUUCAGCCAGUACCAGCAGUACUCGUGCUCCACGUCAGGCAGCAGUCUGAACCAGGUCUAUCGCCACCUCAGCAAGGUCGGUGCACUCUCCGGCCCCAUGCAGUGGUCUAUCAUUGACAGAUGGCCAGUCCACAAGGGUCUAGUGCAGGUUUUUGUAGAUAACAUCCGAUCAGAGCUGGCUAAGUUCCCGGAUGACGUAAGAGAUGAUGUCAUAAUUCUAUUCUCAGCGCACUCUCUACCUCUCAAGGUUGUUAACCGUGGUGAUCCGUAUCCCCAAGAAGUGGGUGCCACGGUGCAGUAUGUAAUGGAGGAGUUAGGCCACACCCAUCCGUACCGGCUCGUCUGGCAAUCCAAGGUGGGCCCACUGCCAUGGCUCAGCCCCCAGACGGAAGACGUCAUUAAGGCUCUGUCAAAAAAGGAAAAAGAAUCUUCUCCUCGUCCCCAUAGCCUUUACCUCGGACCACAUCGAGACUCUUCACGAACUGGAUAUUGAAUAUGCCCAGGAACUUGCUCAUGAGGUGGGUAUCCAGAAUAUUCGACGGGUGGCCACUCCAAAUGAUAACCCUGUCUUCAUAAAAGCGCUGGCGGACAUUGUUCACAAUCAUCUUUGUUCCGGUCGCAAGUCGUCUGUGCAGUUCUCCAUGCGCUGCCCCGAGUGUACUAAUCCAGUCUGCGGGAAAAUGAGGGAUUUCUUUCUGUCUUAGUGCUAUAUACAACUAUUCAUUGUUGACGAUUCAUUUCUCAUGGUUUCGAAUUCCACUGUUUGUGUGGCGUCACUUUUCAGGGA